AAGACUGCUGUAGUUAGCCUGAGGUUAGGUUGAGUGAGGUCAAAUUCGGAAAUUCAGCAUCGGGACUAACAACGGGCACUAUCGAACUCGCCAGCAAAGAUCCUCAGUAUUAUGGUGUCAGUGCAUCUUGUUGGCACUAUUGAUAUUAAGCUAUACACGGAGAAGACGUUCCUCUUUUCUGCCGAAAUUUCACUAGCCGCCAGCACAGUAAACUUGAAGGUCCGUUCGCUGUCAACGUGGCUGUGACGUCAUUCGUCGCCAAGAAGACGGAGCAUUGUUUCCUGGAGGCAAUCAACAUGAUUGACAAGUAGCAGCAGUGAGCCACCAUCUCUUGUCAAACCUAACGUUCACCUUUCACAAACACCAAACUGCUAAGAGCCGCUGUCAUGGUCGACCGGCAACUGUUGAUCGCGAGAUCUAUUAUAUACGCCAUUCUGGAAACUGACGAGAAUGGCCUUCCAAAGUCUAAACCAGGAUUUCUGAGACGUCUGAUUAGCCGCUUCUAUGUGUAUUGGUUGACGUUCCAGCUUGUGAGAGCCGACCUUUUCAGUGCUUUGCGUGAGUUCUGGGCUAUCAAAGACGAGAGCUACAAGUCAAGCUUCGGAUCGGACUGGAAAGCGGCAUCCCAGAAGAAGGAUGUCCUGCACACGAUGGGCGAUAUGGGCUACAGCGGGUCCACCUUCUAUCGCACAAACGACGGCGCCUACUUGGUCAAAUCGGUACCAAGACACUUCGAGCACGAGUUUUUCAAGAAUGAAAUGUUGAUACCGUAUGUUGACCACAUGCGAUCGAACCCGGCCAGUCUUCUCGUGCGCAUUACAGAUUUCUUGGCAUGCUCGCAGAGGAGCCUCGGGUCCCUAUUUGGAUUUGCCCCGAGUCAUCAUAUCGUCAUGGAAAACAUCCUCUACGGCCAGGAGGGGUAUGAUGACGACGGCAGCAAGCCGAAGUGGGACUUCUGGGACCUGAAGCCAACUUCUUACUUUUACCCUGAACGCGACGUGGCUGGAGGCGUCCUCACAUCCGAGGCCACGAAAUCAAAGUUGGCAGACGAGUUCAACGGCAAGAUCAAGUUGACUCUGGACCAAGCGGAGGACUUCAAGGCACAGCUACAAAAGGAUACGAAGCUCCUCGCAAGCUGUAACGCCGUCGACUACUCGCUCUUCCUCGUCCGCAUUUCGGCAGAUUCGGCCGCAGAGCUGGAGGAGUCUAAUGUUGAGGCUGUUGUGCCGGAUGCUCCCCCUUUCGCACCACCCGGACCACCGAGCUGGCGUACGGGCGUGACCUCAAGCGAUGGGAAGGAGGUAUAUCGUGCAGCAAUACUGGACUUUUUCUGGGCCAAGCACACGCCUCACGCCAAAGCCAUGACUGGGCUUAUCAACACUUACAAUCUUGUUCACGAGCAGGGACCUAUGAGUUUGACCACGACAAGCUCCGAGUACAGGGAGCGAUGGCUGAAGAUGUGUAUGGACAUGAUUGAAGUUGAGGGUGAUCCGGAAUGGGCUCCCUAGAUACGGGAUGAGCCGUCAAGAGCCGUUUCCGGACCGACGGAGGUGGGCCUGGGGUACUUUUGCGAGGAGUUAUGGAUGCAAACACAACAGUUAUAGCGCAAUGGUUU
This is a messenger RNA of Truncatella angustata, 1615 nucleotides long. RefSeq lists its product as uncharacterized. The record is from RefSeq and is a predicted model, not a curated record. Gene Ontology annotation, biological process: phosphatidylinositol metabolic process. Gene Ontology annotation, molecular function: phosphatidylinositol kinase activity. The coding region runs from base 387 to 1508 and encodes 373 amino acids. The transcript has a single exon. Lineage: Eukaryota; Fungi; Ascomycota; Sordariomycetes; Amphisphaeriales; Sporocadaceae.